This is a messenger RNA of Dermochelys coriacea (leatherback sea turtle), 486 nucleotides long. Its product is annotated as ribonuclease-like. Gene Ontology annotation, molecular function: nucleic acid binding. The record is from RefSeq and is a predicted model, not a curated record. The transcript has 2 exons. Bases 1 to 486 code for a protein of 161 amino acids. NCBI's taxonomy places the organism in Eukaryota, Metazoa, Chordata, Testudines, Dermochelyidae.
AUGGCUCUGAGGGGACCCCACCCCUUGCUCCUGCUGACUCUCGUCCUGCUGGCUGCCUGCUUGGCCCAGUUCAGACCACGACCUGACACCUACCAGCAUUUUGUGAGUGAACACGUUGAUUUCCCCAAGACCAGCGCCCCUAAUGGCCAGAGCUACAGUGACCUCAUGAUGAGGCGCCUAAGCCAGAACACUGAUGUCUGCAAACCCACCCACACCUUCAUCCACGCCCCUGCCAGUCGGCUCUGGGCCAUCUGCACCAGCAGAGGGAGAUGCAACCAAUACAAUGAAUGCAACAGCAUCACAGCCUACCCCCUCACCACCAGUGCUGUCCUUGGAUGCCACCAACACAACGAAUGCGACAGCAACUCGGCUUACCCCCACACCAUGUGCCAGGUGCGCAGCUCCAGCCCAGGGCACUAUUUCCACAGGACCAGAGUUGAGACCCGCAGAAUCUGCAUGGCCUGUAACCAGGAGCGGCUCCACUAA